AUGCAGAGCAUCGCCUCCGCCUUCGGCAAGCAGACUGCGCCGCCGACGGAGCAGGCCACGCCUCCGCCCGCGGCGACAGCCGCUGGCACGCCGUCAGCGCCCGCGGCCGCGGAGGUGCCCCAGCAGGCAGCGCCCGCAUCGAAGGCCCCUGAGGUGGCAUCCGCAACAGGUGGUGUCGGGAGUGCUGUAACUGGAGCCGAGGUGGCGAAAGAUGGUGCUGCCAAUCUUGAUGAGAAGCACCCUCAUAAGGCUGAGAAGGAGGAUAAGGGCGAGGAGGAGGCUGAGGAUGAGACUGGCCCUGAUGCAGACGUGGAGUUCGGGGGCGGCGAUGGCAUCGGAGAGGGCGGGGGCACGCGCACCCCUAUCACGGGCGGUGUCGACGCCCUCGCUUCUCUCGGUCUCGGUCCUGCUGAGACCGAUGUGCCGUCUUGGAGCCCUGGCCCGGCGCCUGGGACGCCUGGGUUGCCUGGGCUGAAGUGCGCCCCCGUCGUGAAGGGCGGCCAUGAGCUCGUUUUGCCCGACCCGGCGGCCGAAGAGACAUGGGGCGGCAUGGGCUGCGACGAUUUCGACUGCAAGAAGUGCGGCCUGACCUUGCCGAGCCAUGAGAAGAACGAAGACGAGAGGGUUUCGAAAGACACUUGCGAGAAGUGCGUUAGGAACUAUAAGAACCUGACGAAGCGAUGGAAAAAGAAUAAGCAGCUUAAGAAAUGGUUCAGCGACAAGACCGAAGCGGAGAAGAUGGAAUGGUACGCCAACCACCGCAACCAAGCCAUCCCGGACCAGCGGGAUAGCAAGGAGCUGGUCAGGAUCGCGCUGACUUCCACGAAGGAAGAGGGCGAGGAGGCCAGGUCCAGGACCCACUGGAAGCCGUGGCCCCUCGUUGCCCGCGACCUCGCCUUGGAGGGCUUCGUGGGUCGCCCAGCUCAGGUGGCUGAGUUCCGCCGUCGCUGCAUGUCCAAGCAGUUCGCGGUCAUGCCUGAUCCCAAGAACCGCGGCCAGUGGUUAAUCGGCGAGUACCAGGGCAUCGUAGCUGACCAGAUCACAGCGUCCAGGUCGGGCGCCCAGUUGGCUAUCGCCGCCCUGCCGCAGGACGACUCUGCCAAUGGUAUCGCGCCGCCCGACGCCUUCAUGGAGGCCAUUCACGACUCCCCGAGCGCUGCGCCCAUGACCGCGGAGUCUGUCGGCAACUUCGGCGCCCAGUUCAACAGCUCCUUGCAGUCCCAGCAGGAGCGGAAGGAGGCCCAGAGGCGCUACGAGGCGAUGAUCCUUGCCGAGGAAGUCGAGGCCAGGGCCCACUCGCAGGGCAGUUCGGGCGACAAGGUCACGAACAUCGUGCAGGCGCGCUUCGGGGCGGAGAAGGCGAUCGAGUCGCAGCUGUCCAAGAUGAAGGCUGCGCUGGAGUGCCAGGCUUCCGAGGCCCUCUCGGUCAAGGAGUUCAUCGAGUGCAGGGUUUCCAAGGAAGACUUGGAGAGCGAGACCUGGUCUGCGGUCUACCCGAAGCUCGUCCUGGUGAGGACUAAGUGCGACGAAGAGGUGGCGCGGAUCUCUGGCCGGCAUGCUGAGCUGCAGGCUAGCGUCAGGAGCGUUUCUUGGGAUGGUGACGUCAAGGCCCUUCGCGGCAGCUUGAAGGUUCUCUUCGACUCGCAGAAGGAGGUCCACAGCCACACCGUCGCAACCAAGAGGGUGAUCCAGGACGCGAAGGCGCACUUCUCUAGAAAGGCGGCCGACGCAUCCGCUGCGGGCAAGAAGCGCAAGGCAGAGAGCGAGGCGCCGCAGAUGGAGGUGGACCUUUCGAGCAACCUCGGCCCCGCGAUGCAGGUCCUCGCGGCUGAGGCGCGGGGCUCUCCAGUCGGCGUUCUUCGCGACCUCUCCGAGCUGGCCUUCGGCAAGGCGGUCGUGGUCAGCACCCCCUCGCUGUGCAAGGACGUGGCGGUGGCAUCGGGCUGGAAGGCCUGUGAGGCGUGGAUGCGCACCAAGAUUGAGAGCUGGGGCUCGGCGGGCGCUUCGCCUGCUUACGGCAACGUGGUCCAGCCGGCGGUGUUGGCUCAGAUCCGCCAGCUCAGCAAGCUCGAGAAGAAGGAUGUGGGGUACCUGUUCCGCUCCGCCUUCAUCGCCUCGGGGCCCAAGGAGCAGGCGCUCCACAAGACGCUCUAUGGGGCCCAGUGCUUCAUCCUGCCGCGCUUGCACUCUGCGGUGGCGCCCCUCCCGUAUGGCUUGGCCGAGGCCCGCAUGAUCUUGGAGGGGGAGGAGGUGAUCCUGGGAGUCAAGAUCGACACCGAGAAUCGCGGGCUCUCCAACCAGGUGGAGUACCUGAAAGGCUUGUCUGGCCAUGACAUGCUGACCCUGGGAAGGCAGGACGGUAACUUUUGCUUCGUCCUCUCGAGUGGCGACGUCGCCGUGUUGCCGACUGGGUACGUGUACGCGCAGUUUCGGACAUCCUUGACCAAGGGGAUCAGGUGGGGCACGUCGCCCCCCUGGCCUGAGGAGCUCGUCGUCGUGGAGAAGACCGUCUCCGCCGCGAUGGAGGCCUACCAGGGCAUCCGUGGGACCCUCUACGAGGAGUGGUGGAAGUGGUUGUCGCUCAACGCGCAGAGCGGCAUGGCGGCGUAG
This is a messenger RNA of Prorocentrum cordatum, 2610 nucleotides long. Lineage: Eukaryota; Dinophyceae; Prorocentrales; Prorocentraceae. The record is from the annotation of a GenBank genome assembly.